CGCCCUGGGCGCGCGGCCCCGCCUCGCUCGGACUGGCCCAUGUGGGACUGAGCCAUGUCGAGGCCGCAGGGACUGUUAUGGCCGCCCCUGAGCUUCACCCCGGCGUGCGCGAUGCUGCGCGCCCACCUGCUGCUGUGGCUGACCGCGCUGGCCACCCACUUCUCCCUGCUGCACGGCCAGGCCCAGUACCCGGUGGUCAACACCAACUACGGCAAGAUCCGGGGCCUGCGCACGCCGCUGCCCAAUGAGAUCCUGGGCCCGGUGGAGCAGUACCUGGGGGUCCCGUACGCCUCGCCGCCCACCGGGGAGCGGCGGUUCCAGCCCCAGCCCCCCUCCUCGUGGACGGGGGUGCGCAACGCCACGCAGUUCGCCGCCGUGUGUCCGCAGCACCUGGACGAGCGGUCGCUGCUGCACGACAUGCUGCCCAUCUGGUUCACCGCCAACCUGGACACGCUGAUGACCUACGUGCAGGACCAGAACGAGGACUGCCUCUACCUGAACAUCUACGUGCCCACGGAGGACGGAGGCAACACAAAGAAAAAUGCCGAUGAUAUAAGCAGUAAUGACCGUGGUGAAGACGAAGACAUCCACGAGCAGAACAGCCGGAAGCCGGUCAUGGUUUACAUCCACGGGGGCUCCUACAUGGAGGGCACCGGGAACAUGAUCGACGGCAGCAUCCUGGCCAGCUACGGCAACGUCAUCGUCAUCACCAUCAACUACCGCCUGGGCAUCCUAGGGUUUCUGAGCACCGGCGACCAGGCGGCCAAGGGCAACUAUGGCCUCCUGGACCAGAUCCAGGCGCUGCGGUGGAUCGAGGAGAACGUGGGGGCCUUCGGGGGUGACCCCAAGCGAGUGACCAUCUUCGGCUCGGGCGCCGGCGCCUCCUGUGUCAGCCUGCUGACGCUGUCGCACUACUCGGAAGGGCUGUUCCAGAAGGCCAUCAUCCAGAGCGGGACGGCGCUGUCCAGCUGGGCCGUCAACUACCAGCCUGCCAAGUACACUCGGAUAUUGGCAGACAAGGUCGGCUGCAACAUGCUGGACACCACGGACCUGGUGGAAUGCCUGCGGAAUAAGAACCACAAGGAGCUCAUCCAGCAGACCAUCACCCCCGCCACCUACCACAUCGCCUUCGGCCCCGUCAUCGACGGCGACGUCAUCCCGGACGACCCCCAGAUCCUCAUGGAGCAGGGCGAGUUCCUCAACUACGACAUCAUGCUGGGCGUCAACCAGGGCGAGGGCCUGAAGUUCGUGGACGGCAUCGUGGACAACGAGGACGGGGUGACCUCCAACGACUUCGACUUCUCCGUGUCCAACUUCGUGGACAACCUGUACGGCUACCCCGAGGGGAAGGACACCCUGCGGGAGACCAUCAAGUUCAUGUACACGGACUGGGCGGACAAGGAGAACCCCGAGACGCGCAGGAAGACCCUGGUGGCUCUGUUCACCGACCACCAGUGGGUGGCGCCGGCCGUGGCCACGGCCGACCUGCACGCCCAGUACGGCUCGCCCACCUACUUCUACGCCUUCUACCACCACUGCCAGAGCGAGAUGAAGCCCAGCUGGGCCGACUCGGCCCACGGCGACGAGGUGCCCUACGUGUUCGGCAUCCCCAUGAUCGGCCCCACCGAGCUCUUCAGCUGCAACUUCUCCAAGAACGACGUCAUGCUCAGCGCCGUGGUCAUGACCUACUGGACCAACUUCGCCAAGACCGGUGACCCCAACCAGCCCGUUCCUCAGGACACCAAGUUCAUCCACACAAAACCCAAUCGCUUCGAGGAAGUGGCCUGGUCCAAAUACAACCCCAAAGACCAGCUCUACCUACACAUUGGCCUGAAGCCCAGGGUGAGGGACCACUACCGGGCCACCAAGGUGGCCUUCUGGCUGGAGCUGGUGCCUCACCUGCACAACCUCAACGAGAUAUUCCAGUACGUGUCCACCACCACGAAGGUCCCGCCCCCCGACAUGACCUCCUUCCCCUACGGGACCCGGCGCUCCCCCGCCAAGAUCUGGCCCACGACCAAGCGCCCGGCCAUCACCCCCGCCAACAACCCCAAGCACGCUAAGGACCCCCACAAGCCGGGGCCCGAGGACACCACCGUCCUCAUCGAAACCAAACGGGAUUACUCCACCGAGCUGAGCGUCACCAUCGCCGUGGGGGCCUCCCUGCUGUUCCUCAACAUCCUGGCGUUCGCCGCGCUCUACUACAAGAAGGACAAGCGGCGCCACGAGACGCACCGGCGGCCCAGCCCGCAGAGGAACACCACCAACGACAUCGCGCACCUGCAGAACGAGGAGAUCAUGUCCCUGCAGAUGAAGCAGCUGGACCACGACCACGAGUGUGAGUCGCUGCAGGCGCACGACACGCUGCGGCUCACCUGCCCGCCCGACUACACGCUCACGCUGCGGCGCUCUCCCGACGACAUCCCGCUCAUGACGCCCAACACCAUCACCAUGAUCCCCAACACGCUGACGGGGAUGCAGCCCUUACAUACGUUCAACACCUUCAGCGGAGGCCAGAACAGCACCAACCUGCCGCACGGACACUCCACCACGCGGGUAUAGCUCAGCGGGGCCCUCCCCUCCCUCCGUGCCCCCCGGGCCCCACCCAACGAGCAAGAGAGGGUUUCCCGUUGACUUCAGACACGAGAACACGGGAGAGCAAAGGGGCGGCCACUUCCUCUUCCCCCCACCCAUGGACCCGUCCCGCGGGGCUGCCCCGAGCUCGCGUGUGACCCCAUGACAUGCGGCCGGCGCCCGCGACAGGUGCAGUCCCGCUUCAAGGCCGGGUCCUGGCCGUGCCCGAGGUCACCAGAGACUCUUCACGCUCUGGAACUCAACCGGGGCUCCCCAAGUUCGUUUUUUUAAUUUGGAUCGAAAAUACAGAAAGUCCUUCCCGUGCCGUGCGUACCCCUCGGUGGCUCUGCCUCCGCGGAGACCGAGUCCCGGCGCCCCCAGCCUUCGGCGCUGUCGCCCGGACUGGAGGGCGAGCGGGAUCGUGUGCGGAACGUGCGAGACCUGACUCUGCCCCUCCCGUGCUUCUGUGCGGAGAGACGCUUCGCCGGUCUGGACUCUAUUUAAGAAACUUUGUAAAAAUGAAAUUGUACAUAGCUGUGCGUUCCGACACACACAGGGGACACGAGGCAGAACAAAACAAAGCUUUUAUUGGUGUUUUCCGUUUGAAAGAGCUUCUAGCGAGAUUGUGCUUCCAUGUGCUCCAUCUGUAUAUAAAAGUAGAGCUCGGCCCAGCCACACGCGGCCCGGGGGAGCUCAGUCCUCCGAGGCCCCGGCGGUGAACGGAGACCUGGGGUUCGCGUCGGCGGGCGGGGCAGGCAGGGUCUCCGGGCGCACCCCGCGGGGUGCUCGCUGCAUGCACGGCAUUCUUAGGACACCAUUCAUUUGCGAGGUUCAGGGGCUCAGGGGCCCGGUGCAGGCAGCGCGAUGCCAGGGCCCCUCUGUGGCUCUGCUGGUCUCCGGCCAGGCAGGGCAGACACCCCGGGGCUGCUAGGAACGAGCGAGCUGGCUCUGCGGGCGCCCCAGGCAGUCGGGUUCCCAGCAGCUGCGCCAGGCUGUGCCCACGAAGGACCUGCUCGGCUUCCCUGAUCCGAUGGAGCGGACGUGGGUGUCUGGGUGUGGUCCCCGAGGCCGCCAUUGAUCAGCACGUCGGGGGGCUGUUUCCUUACUUCUUCCUACCCCUUGUGGGAUCCAGCCGGCGCUGGUCUGAGGGGGUGGCUGUGUGGGGUCUGUGUGUCCGUCACCAUCGAUGGGAAACAAUGGCAGGGGCGUGGGCUGCGGUCUCCCGAGAGACCGUGGGAAGGACUCCCCCAUUUUGAGUGGGCGUCCCGGGGGCUGAGGUGUGCCCUCCGCAAACCUUUCCAUGUUCUCAUCUCAUUGUCCUCCAGGAGCGUGGGAGGGGGUCCGAGGGAAAGGCAGGGAUGACCCGUGCUGCUGUUUUGGCCCGGCGGAAGUCCUUGCAGCGUCUACACUCAGUGGGCAGGUAACGUGCCUGAGCUGGAGGCGACCGCCGGCCUCCCUCGCCCUGGCCAGGAUGGGUGUCGUCCAGCAGCUGCCCCUGCGCCCACAGCUCAGCUGUCCAGGUGCCCGCUAGAAACGCAGUUCUUAGAAAAGCAUCCCGGUCACUCCCCGCAUUCCGUUGCUUCUCCAGCUUGGCCCCCAGCGCGACGCUUUGCACAUGCCGACGUGAGCAGAGCCCCAGGCAGCAGCUGUCCUGAGGAGACCCACCCCCCCCCCGUCCCCACUGCGUCCCCCGCGAAAGCUCAUUGGCCACUCGGCCCCUGGUCCACCCAUCUCUCAGCUGUCUGUCCCCGGCCCGCCAGGACACGGUCUUGGCCACCACGUGGGUUGGUAUGUCUGUGAUGUGAAUCUGUUUAGUAUUUCCACUUGUCUUCUGCAAUAUGCACAGUAACUUAUCAGGCUUGUGACAUUUGGGUAAGGGAAAAAAAAAAAAAACACAGUCAUUGUUAAGUGAAAUAACUUUAGCUUUUACAGAGGAUUAUGACGAAAAGCAAUUUAAUACACCUUCAACGAUACCUUAUUUCUACAUGGAAAGAAGUUAUAGAAUCUUCAUAGAGUUCUAUGAGCAUAAAAUAUACUUGCUAUCUAUAAAAAAGAGGAAAUAAAGACCAAAAAAAUGAGAAAAAAGAUAAGUCAAAAAUUAAUAAAAAAAAAAAAACACAACUUUGGUAAGCUUUUAUUCUCAAGCUCCACAGGCACGCAGGGUUCAGUGGUUUGUUGGGUUAUUAUUUCGCGGUUUUGUUUUUCAUUUUGCCUUAAGUAAUGAUAGAAGAUAUAUAUGGCUGGAUACAUAUGUAUAAACUUUUCAGCAGCAUUUUUAAUAAUAAAAUA
Molecule: messenger RNA, 4863 nt
Organism: Talpa occidentalis (Iberian mole)
Lineage: Eukaryota; Metazoa; Chordata; Mammalia; Eulipotyphla; Talpidae
Gene: NLGN4X
Product: neuroligin 4 X-linked
Biological process (GO): neuron cell-cell adhesion; synaptic vesicle endocytosis; chemical synaptic transmission
Cellular component (GO): synapse; postsynaptic specialization membrane; cell surface
Molecular function (GO): neurexin family protein binding; signaling receptor activity
Source: RefSeq, a predicted model, not a curated record